Molecule: messenger RNA, 549 nt
Organism: Penicillium odoratum
Lineage: Eukaryota; Fungi; Ascomycota; Eurotiomycetes; Eurotiales; Aspergillaceae
Exons: 1
Coding region: 1-549 (182 amino acids)
Source: RefSeq, a predicted model, not a curated record
AUGCUUCAUCGGACCUGCCAGAUUUCCGAAGCUCUGGAGCUAUGCGACAGACAACACAUCCCUAGCUCACUUCAAAACGCUCGCGAUGUCCUCCGAGCUGAGCUGCUUACCUGGAGCUUGGCAACAGACGACUGCCACCUAGCCAACUCGGGAGCAGGACCACUCGAAAUUGUCAGUCGGCAAGCCUGCGCAUUCCACAGCGCUGUUUUGAUCCUGUAUCACCGGUCUAUUGAACCGCACCCCCUGAUCAAUCCCCAGAAAGAAGUGUUGACCGCCUGGGAAAACCUCACUAUCGCGGAACAGAAGAAGCAGUACGAUAUACAGAACCAGAAAUACGGAGCUCCUAUGUCUUGGCCUGGUUUUAUCGCGGCCUGCGAGGCUGUUGACCGUCAGCCAUGGAUUGAGUGGUGGGAAGCCGUCCAACGGUAUAAUCUUGGAACUUUUCGACGACAGUGGGAUAUUAUUCAGGAAAUUUGGGAUAUGGUGGAUGUUGGGAUGUGCUGGAGGGAGGCAUUACAUCGGUCUGGGAAACUGAUCCUGCCGAUUUGA